AUGGCAGAGGAAAUACCCGAUGCUCAGCCUGUGGGGGAGACCCUGCCGGAUGCCCCAGCUCCCCCUGCCAAACAGUCACCCCAGUCUUUCAAGAAAAAAUAUGCCAAACUCAAGGUCAAGUUUGAAAAGGCAAACCGAGAGAGCGAGUCUUUGAUUCGCGAGGAGUUGCGGAUCGAGGAUCUAUCCAAGCGCAUCCAGGAGCAAAAUGAUCAGUUGCUCGAGGUUCUGCUCGAGUUCAAUGGCAGUCUGCAUGUUUCCCCGGAUUUGCGAUACGACUUGAGCAUGUCUGGUGACACUUCUUUCCAACCCGCCCCCGAGCAGGAAAUUGCGCCUCUGGUCAACGAUGCGACCCUCGCCAAAACCGCGUGGAAGGAAGCCAAAACGGAAUUGGCUGCUGGCAGCAUCACGGCGGGGGCCUAUCGCAUGGUUGAGGAAAGCAUUAAACGGAACAAGGCGUUCGCUCCGAGUAGGGACUUCAACUCCCUGAUGCAGGUACCCCAUACUGUCCCCCCAGUUGCCGAGGGAAAAGCUACCGAAAAUGGCAUCGAGCGCAAACUCGGUUACCUGGAACCCCAACACGAAACCGAGUACUACCUGGCCCUGGACGCGCGACUCGGAGAUGAGGCAGCCGCCUUGCAACUUGGACGCAUCCCUGAUAAGCCUACAUUUUCUGAGCGGGAGCGGGAUUCAUCUAUUCGAAACCCAGCCUCUGUCUACAACUGGUUGCGACGCAACCAACCCCAGACUGUUCAAGACAACGAGGUUGCCUCUGAGAAGUCCGCAUCACGACCGUCCAACCCGCGAGCUUCCAAGCGAGCACCAGCGCAUCGUAAGGAUGAGGAUAUGUACGACGAGGACGGGAUGGAUGCACAGCCCACGCCAAAGAACAAGCGCAAGCGUGACGAAGACACCGGGUACAGGCCCAAGGGGGGCAGCAGCCGUCCCAAAAAGAAGAAGGACGACACCCCCAAGGCAACUCCCACGGCCAAGAAGGCUUGA
This is a messenger RNA of Penicillium alfredii, 999 nucleotides long. RefSeq lists its product as uncharacterized. The transcript has 3 exons. Lineage: Eukaryota; Fungi; Ascomycota; Eurotiomycetes; Eurotiales; Aspergillaceae. The record is from RefSeq and is a predicted model, not a curated record. Gene Ontology annotation, cellular component: Ino80 complex; nucleus. The coding region runs from base 1 to 999 and encodes 332 amino acids. Gene Ontology annotation, biological process: chromatin remodeling.